GAGUCCGCUAAACACCACUCUAUUAUUGCUGGCGAAAUAAUGGAAGUUUUUAAAGUUAAUGCAGCAGCCGCUACGAGAAACUAUACCGUCACACCGAGAAUUGAUUAUCGAACUGUAGCUAGCGUAAAUUGGCCGCUCGUAAUUUUAGACCAUGUUAAGUUUCCUAAAUAUGCAGAGAUUGUAAACUUGACAUUACCUGAUGGCAGUUGUCGUGCUGGUCAGAUUUUGGAAAUUCAAGGCAAGAGAGCGAUUGUUCAGGUGUUUGAAGGCACAUCAGGUGUUGAUUCCAAAGCAACUCAUGUCGAAUUUACUGGUGAUACCCUAAAGAUUCCCGUAUCGGAAGACAUGUUAGGUCGUAUUUUUAAUGGAUCCGGGAAAGCUAUUGAUAAAGGUCCAAAAGUAUUCGCAGAAGAUUUUUUAGAUAUCAAUGGGUCUCCAAUAAAUCCAAUUUCACGUAUCUAUCCGGAAGAAAUGAUUCAAACUGGUAUAUCAGCCAUAGAUACAAUGAAUUCUAUAGCGCGUGGUCAAAAAAUUCCAAUCUUCUCUGCUGCUGGACUACCGCAUAAUGAGAUCGCUGCGCAAAUAUGCCGCCAAGCUGGUCUCGUUAAAAAAGUCGACAAGGGUGUGUUUGAUGAUCAUGAAGACAAUUUCUCUAUUGUAUUUGCGGCUAUGGGUGUGAAUAUGGAAACAGCUCGUUUCUUUAAACAAGAUUUUGAAGAGAAUGGCUCUAUAGAGCGUGUCACAUUAUUCUUGAACCUGGCUAAUGAUCCCACCAUUGAACGUAUUAUUACUCCACGGUUGGCUCUUACUACUGCCGAAUAUUAUGCGUAUCAACUCGAGAAGCACGUUUUGGUCAUUUUAACUGAUAUGAGUUCAUACGCAGAUGCUUUACGUGAGGUUUCCGCCGCACGUGAAGAAGUACCUGGUCGUCGUGGAUAUCCUGGAUAUAUGUAUACUGAUUUAUCUACUAUAUAUGAACGUGCAGGUCGUGUUGUAGGAAGAAACGGUAAUAUUACCCAUCCUAUUCCUGAUCUGACAGGAUAUAUUACAGAGGGUCAAAUCUUCAUUGACCGUCAAUUACAUAAUCGUCAAAUUUAUCCACCAAUUAAUGUUUUGCCAUCUCUUUCUCGAUUGAUGAAAUCUGCAAUUGGCGAAGGUAUGACAAGAAAGGAUCAUGGUGACGUUUCUAACCAGCUUUAUGCUAAGUAUGCCAUUGGUAGAGAUGCUGCCGCUAUGAAGGCA
This is a messenger RNA of Racocetra persica, 1242 nucleotides long. NCBI's taxonomy places the organism in Eukaryota, Fungi, Glomeromycota, Glomeromycetes, Diversisporales, Gigasporaceae. The record is from the annotation of a GenBank genome assembly.